This is a messenger RNA of Neoarius graeffei (lesser salmon catfish), 4572 nucleotides long. RefSeq names its product Rho guanine nucleotide exchange factor (GEF) 33 (gene arhgef33). Lineage: Eukaryota; Metazoa; Chordata; Actinopteri; Siluriformes; Ariidae. The coding region runs from base 334 to 2445 and encodes 703 amino acids. The record is from RefSeq and is a predicted model, not a curated record. The transcript is spliced from 14 exons. Gene Ontology annotation, molecular function: guanyl-nucleotide exchange factor activity.
AUUCACCCAUAUUAAAGAGAUUUUCUCUCAAAAAGAAAUGAUGUUUUGCAGUACAGUGCUAUUUGUGUAACUUUCUUAAAACCUGAUGAAUACCUGAGUAAACGUUCUGAGCAUAUUUAUCUGGGAUUAUUGUCUUCGUUAAUUAAGACUUAAUGAUGUGCGUUAAAUAACGAUAAAUAAAAUGUUUUAAAUGUAACAGACAACAAACUAGUGAAAGGGACUUAAAGAAGGAAGCCAUUAAAACUUGAGAAGUCAUAGGAGUUCUAAACACUUACUGUGUGUGUGUGUGUGUGUGUAUACACACCACUUUUUAUUUUAGAUGCAGAUGCAUACAUGGAUGAUCCAGAUCUGCACAUGGUUCAGUUGCAGGCCCUGUGGGCGGAGCUUAAGGAAGGACUCAGGGGCGUGGUUCAGGAGAUCGCCGCCUUACAGCAGAGCAACAGCCAUUUGGAAGAGAAAGUGUCUGAGUGCCAGAGAGACACAGCCGAGAAAAUCCUGUCUCUGAGAAAUACGCUGAACACACUCCAGGAGGACACAGGCAUUGCUCUGUCUCAGAUGUCUGAACUUAACAUCAGACAAAAAGAGCUACAGAAAGAUCUGGAGAUACUACAGAGGACACGACACAGAAAAUUCUCAAGGGGGGAGGAGCUAGUGGAUGGCCACACCUCUCCGUGCAGCCAAACACAACUGAGACUCAUUCAGCAUUACAUCAGCAGCCUGCCAACCAGUCAGAGUUCUGAGCAGGAUGCCAGUGAUUUCAGGACUCAUCCUAAAGCUCCACUGUGGCGGGAAAGGAGAGAGAGCCGAGACCUGACAGAACAGAUCAGCCAGGACAUGAGUCAAAGGCAAGUAGCUGCUCUGGAGCUGUUGGAGUCAGAGAGAGUGUACGUGUCAUAUCUGUCUUUGCUGCUGAAGGCCAACAUCACCUACAACGGCUGUGAAAACUCGAACCUCAAAGACAAACGGCUGUUCCCAUCCUCUUUACGAUUUCUGAUCCAGCAGCACCUGGAGCUGUUGCAUCUCCUGCAGGAACGUGUGCUCAAGAGUCACUGGCAAGGCAUCAUGGGAGAUGUGUUUCUGAGGCUCAUCAAUAAAGAGAGUGAUUUUCUGGACAACUACACGUCCUAUCUAAAGGAGCUCCCUGAGUGCCUUUCAUCCGCCUGCUUAUUCUCAAAACCUGUUGGCCUGCUAGAGGGUGACAUCACAGGAGAUGAGACAUGUCCAUCCCUACACACUCUGCUGCUCCAGCCGGUCCAGCGUAUCCCAGAAUACCUCAGGCUCUUACAGAGUCUGUUGCAUCAGACGGAAUCUGAGCAUCCAGAUUAUUACCUGCUGCUUGUGUGUGUGCAGCAUCUACGAUCCUUCACCACCCAGUACAGUAACCUCCUCCAGCACAACCAGGACCUCCUCACACACUCCAGAGAACACACACACAACCUGUGCACACACCAGCCGGACCGGGUGGCACACACACGCAAGGAAUUCAGCAGAUCUUCAGUUAAGCAGCUGUAUAAAGUGGACUAUGAGAGUUCCUCACAUUUCAGUAGCACAAGUGCACUGACUGAUCCAGCCCACGGUCAGAACAGAAAGAAAGCAGCUGUCCAUUAUUACUCUGAUUGGGAGGCGGAGCCUAGUCGUUUCCACCCUGACAUUUCCUUUGCAUCCGACUCGGAAUCUCGUCACAAAGCCACACCCACUCAACUCCACAGGAUUCCAGAGACAGAAAGGGCAGGGUCAGCCCUGACCGACGCAAUGGAGGCAUUCCUUCCGUACAGAGGCGGGGACUCUCGCUGUUCAAGUCGCUCCCAUUCUACUGACUCAAGCAUCGACAUUGCUUUUGUGAGCUGUAAACCCUCCGUCAGUCCAAACCAUCAAUCCCAAAGCAGAGGGCGGCGCAGCGGAGGUGGGGUUUACAGAGCCAGCCGUGGCUGCGUGUCGCCCGAUUCAGCCAGCAUGAUGAAGCCUUUGCAGCCGGUACAACGAAAGAGCAAGUCGCUGAACGGUUUGCAGCUGGACAGCAUCGACAGCCGCCCCCACCUGGUCAGAAGUCCGGUCCACCCAAGACUGGUGCGCCAAUCAAGCGCCAAGUCAAGGCUGAGGAACAGCAGCCCAGAGCGGCAUCACCACGAACCCAACGCGCACGCCAACGCUGACGAGGUCACACAACAACUGCACAAGGACUCCGGCCCUCCAGUAUGGGAGGAGUUAAAAUGGAAGGGUGUGUCUGAUGAAGGUGACCACACCCCUCUGAGUGAGCGGAGCAGGAAGGAAGGCAAAGGCUUCCGAAGCUCCUUCAAAAAACUCUUUAAAAAGAGGUCUGGUGGAGAGAACAAGGUGGAGAAAGCUGUAGAGAAGGCUGACGGACAGAGCAGCAGUGAGCUGGAAUCUGGGAGGUCAAACAGAACAAGACAACCUGAAGAUAUUGACAGAGGAACUGCAGUCUAAACACACACAAGUAAUUCUACUAGAAGUAUACACUUGUGUUCAAAAUAAUAGCAGUCCAACACGACUAACCAGAUCAAUCACUGUUUUUGGUGGAAAUUAUAUUACUACAUGGCAAAUAAUUUACCAGUAGGUGUAGUAGAGUCAUAGAAAACCAACAGACCCAACAUUCAUGAUAUGCAUGCUCCUGAGUCUGUGUAAUCGAAUAAUUAAGUGAAAGGGACGUGUUCAAAAUAAUAGCAGUGUGGAGUUUAAUUAGUGAGAUCAUUCAUUCUGUGAAAAAACAGAUGUCAGUCAGGUGGCCCUAAUUUAAGGAUGAAGCCAGCACAUGUUGUACAUCCAUUUCUCUCUGAAAACCUGAGAAACAUGGGUCGUUCCAGACAUUGUUCAGAAGAACAGCGUGCUUUGAUUAAAACGUUGAUUGGAGAGGUAAAACGUAUACUGUAAAGAAGUGCAGAAAAUGAUGGGCUGCUCGGCUAAAAUGAUCUCCAGUGCUUUAAAAUGGACAGCAAAGCCAGAGAGACGUGGAAGAAAACAGAAGACUACCAUUCGAAUGGAUCGAAGAAUAGCCAGAAUGGCAAAGACUCAGCCAGUGAUCAGCUCCAGGGUGAUCAAAGACGGUAACUACCUGUGAGUACUGUGACAAUUAGAAGACGCCUGUGUGAAGCUAAUCUAUCGGCAAGAAGCUCCCGCAAAGUUCCACUGUUAAAAAAAAAGACGUGCUGAAGAGGAUACAAUUUGCCAAAGAACACAUCGACUGGCCUAAAGAGAAAUGGAGAAACAUUUUGUGGACUGAUGAAAGUAAAAUUGUUCUUUUUGGGUCCAAGAGCCGCAGACAGUUUUUCAGACGACCCCCAAACACUGAAUUCAAGCCACAGUACACUCUGAAGGCAGUGAAGCAUGGUGGUGCAAGCAUCAUGAUAUGGGGAUGUUUCUCUUACUGUGGUGUCGGACCCAUUUAUCGCAUACCAGGGAUCAUGGAUCAGUUUGCAUAUAUCAAAAUACUUGAAGAGGUCAUGUUGCCUUAUGCUGAAGAGGAAAUGCCCUUGAAAUGGGUGUUUCAACAAGACAACGACCCCAAACACACCAGUAAGCGAGCAGCAUCAGGGUUCAAGACCAACAAAAUGAAAGUUAUGGAGUGGCCAGCCCAAUCCCCGGACCUUAAUCCGAUAGAAAACUCGUGGGGUGACAUCAAAAAUGCUGUUUCUGAGGCAAAACCAAGAAAUGCAGAGGAACUGUGGAAUGUUGUCAAAUCAUCCUGGGCUGGAAUACCUGUUCACAGGUGCCAGAAGUUCUCAGAAACCGUGGUUAUACAACUAAAUAUUAGUUUAGUGAUUCACAGGAAUACUAAAUCCUUAAGAUUUUUUCAGUUUAUACAGUAAAUAUUUGGAGUUUGUAAUGAAAAAUGCAGACACCGCUAUUUUUUUGAACAGCCCAAUGUUCAUUUUUCUUCAUGUUUUGAUGUAGAAUAUAAUGUGCAUUGUUCCCAAUGCAUGGAAAUAAAAACUAUUAUAAGGAUUUUGAGCUUUACUCACGUUUUUAAAACACACUGCUAUUAUUUUGAACACAACUGUAUAUUUGUAGAGCUGUCGUCUCUUUCUCCCCCAUAUGUCUCCGUCCCCCCCUCCACGUGUUGCUUCUUUAAUGCCUUCAUUAUAGUCUUCUCUAUCCUCUCUCAAUGUUAUUAGCCACCAUUCAGUAACAUUAUAUAUUUAUAUAAAUAUCACUCCUGCUAUUCUGUACAUUGUACGAGACAAUUAUAUACAGCCACAGUUCCAUAAUCAAUUUAAUUUUGUCUAGAUAUUGGGGGAAAAAAACAAACAAACAAUAUAGAGGACAUUAAACAAAACUAAACCAUCUGCCAGAUCAAUCCCAGUGUGUCCAUUAAUGUGUGUUUAAGAAGAGAACAGGAACGAAGACACCAUGGUUUUUUUUUUUUUUCACCUUUAAUGUGUUACCUCAAUCUCAUAGCAGUUUCACUUUCGAAACAAAAUAUAGACGAUUAUACAGUCUGUAAAACCAAAUAUUAUCGUACACUAUUUACAGGUCAUGUGCAUCGUAGUGUGAAGUGAACGUAUAAAUGCAGCUGAAGAACACGGACUCGGUCUGUUAUUCACACAUGCUGAAACC